GUCCUUUCUCUCACCUUUUUCCUCCCAGAUCAUAUCCAGCAAGUCCAUGUGAGCUUUUCAGAUGGAGCAAGCGACACAAAGCAAGCGAUAAAGCCAAGAACUAAAUCAUUAUUCUGGAGAGACCCGGCUUAAUCCCCUUUACAAGUGGUCACAGAAAUAUAGAGGAAGGAGUUCAUAAUUUUACAGUAACAUACAUACAGAUCCACCAAAGGCAAUAGCAUCUCUGGCUACUGCUCCUGGCUCAAAAUGCUGUUUACUUUAGGACUUCUCCUCCUUCUCACCCCAUUUCCCUCCCUUCAAACCACGACCAAUGAGAGGAGAAACUCGACAGGAAGCGAAGCGAGCAAACCCAAUGCCGUUUUCACCCUGUCAAAACCAAAAACCACUGUUGCUCUCGCCAAACAGACCGCUCGCCCAACCCUAAAGCCAAACACAGUCAAUCAGACAGUCUUACCCACUCCAGCAGCCACGAAAAGCAAGCCCAGCGCAGCAGUGAUUCAAACCACUCCGCCAGCAGUAAAGGCUACUCCAGUCACUGGCACCGUCACCAACAAAGACAAGCACACAGCCUCAGUCAAUCAAACUGUUUUAGCUAAAUCCCCUGCAGCCAGUGAAGUGAAGCCUACCAAAGACAAGCCUGCCCCCACUGGAGCACCGAAUGUACAAUCAGCAUCCACAAAGUCUGCUUCAGCCAGUGGUGCUAAAACCACCAAAGACAAGCUGCAGCCUGCAGCCAAUCAGACCGUUACAGUGAAAUCUCCUUCAACCAGUGAUGGGAAGACUGCCAAGGACAAGCCUGCCCCCACUGUAGUUCAAAAUGUUCAGUCAACAUCCCCAAAGUCUGCUCCUGCCAGUGGUGCUAAAACCACCAAAAACAAGCCCACAGUCUCCGUCAAUCAGACUGUUGUAGCUAAAUCUCCCUUCGUCACUGAUGUGAAGAACUCCAAAGACAAGCCUGCCCCCGCAGUAGUUCAAGCUGUUCUGUCAACACCAGCGAAGGCGGCUGCAUCUGGUGGCUCUGCAGCCGACAAAGAGAAGGUCACAUCCUCUGCCAAUCAGACCGCUGUGGUCAAAGCUCCCACCACCAAAGAAAAGCCUGCCCCAACACAACCAAUCAAAGUGGUCAUCAGUGAAGGCUGCGACUCCAGCAGCACCAAGGAGCAGGAGCUGAAGCUGAAGCCUGGCGCUCCUCUGGUGAUGACGCAUAAGAUCAGCUUGUUGCCCGGUGGUUGCACUGGGGGAUGUGAGUCUGAGAUGGCGGCGCUGAAAAUGCGUGUGGCCCGACUGGAAAGAGAAAUGUCCUCCUUCAAAGAGCAAUGUCCAUGUUCUGCAAAUUGUCAAAAUGACUGUAGUGGCAAUGGGGAAUGUCAGAAGGGGAAAUGCAUCUGCCAGCAGGGAUUCAUGGGUCCAGACUGCAGUAAGUGUGCACAGGGAGCCGAGUGCAACAAAAAAGCUGCCAAAGGAAAGGCCAAGGUAACAGUGGAAACAGUUACCCUGCAGGUGAACAAAGACAAGGAGAACAUGCAGGAGAAAACCACCAAGGCAGAGCACACCCUCCUCCAGAAGAAGGAGCAGAAGAAGGUGUCUGAAGCCAAAGAGACAGACACCAAACCCAAAGUGGCUACAAAUGCUAAAGCAGGUCUUGUUAAAACACAAUCAAAACAAGAAUCUUCUGUCAAGAAAAUAACUAUUAAAGACUCUUCAAGUGCCACAAAGGCCAGUCGCCCAACUGUUGCUCAAGUUCUGUUGAAGCAUGAGGGAAGAAAGAAAGAAGAGGCCCGCAAAGGCAAAACAACAGUCUUGACCUCUAAAAAGGUCCUCCAAAAAACUGACCUCAAGCUAAUUAAGGAAGGAACUGCCAGUAAAACAUAUCCUAAAUCUGACCAACUGAAAGAUGAACCUCAAACCAAUGUAACUCAGAGUAACCUGAAGAAAUCUAAUGGCACGGCUAAAAUUGUGACCAUUCUGACCAAGGUCAUGGCAACCAACAAAACCAGAGCGGGGAAGGAGAUCCUGGAGCAGUCCACACUGGCUGAGAAGAAUGUUACUCAAUCAUCUGGACAUAAACGCACCAAGAAGGUCAAAGCAGAGACUGUAACUGUGCAAUCUGUUGACAGCAGACACACUGAAGCUGGCAAGACUGGAAAAGAGAAAGUUACACAGAAGAGUCAGUAUGUUGUGAAUGCAACCAUUGCGUCAACUUCAGGAGACACUCGAGUUCUGCACAACAAGACAACAGUCCACGGCUCUGGGAGCUCAAGGAGGAUGGGAGGAUCUGGACUAGGUUCGGUCAAGGUCAUGAACAUCUCUUCCUACAGCUUCACUGUCACAUGGUCAGCCCCACAAGGGAUGUUCAAGACCUUCACCGUGAUCAGAAGAGAGCCACGAUCAGAGGGUGACGAAGACUACCAUGAGGAGUUUGAAGAGGAGGAUCUCGAAGGAGACAAGGCCUCCACUGCUAAGAACACAACUGAAGUUCAGGUACACAGUGAGAGCACCAACGCAACUGCAGCUUCUGGUAAAGCUGUUGGAUCUAGAGGCAGAGCUGAAACCAAGCGGAUCUCUAUGGUGGUCCCUGGCAACGUACGCUCUGUGGAGUUCAGCAACCUUCGGGCAAGCACAGGCUAUGUCCUGUACAUAUAUGGUGCUGCAUCUGAGAGACGAUCAAAGAUUCACAGAGUAACUGCAGUUACAGGUCCUGAGCCAGCCACCGAGAUGGUUUUCAGCAAUGUGACAGAGUCUUCUCUCACUGUUUCCUGGUCAAAACCAAAGACCACAUUUGCAGGCUUCAGGGUCACAUACACCAACAUUAUCACAGGGGAGAUCCGCUUUGUGACUGUGGACUCUCAGCAAUCUCAAGUGGUUCUGUCCAGUCUGUCCGCUGGAUCCUCCUACAUUAUCACUGUAACUACCACACAAGGCAGAGCCCAGAGUGACGCCCUCACAGCCGUUAUCACCACAGUGCCUGCCCCUCCGACACAUCUGCAAGUUGUCAAUGUGACAGAUACCAGAGCUGUGCUGCAAUGGACACCCAGUCUGGGCAAAGUAGACCGCUUCAUCAUCAGCUAUGAGUCCUCCAAGACUCCUAAUGUGACAGUGACAGUGAUGCUGUCUGGAAACUCGGUGGAGCACCAGCUGAGAGGCCUGCAGAGAGGCACCCUGUACACAGUCAAAGUCCUGAGCCAGAAGGACAGCCUCCAGAGUAUGGCCAUCUCAACUACAUUUACUACCGCUACUGUGGUCAAAGCCAGUGAAGUGGGUGCUCGCUAUGCCGUGGUGGCAUGGAAGAUGUCCAGUGUUGUUUAUAACAGCUACAGACUGAUCUACCAGGUGGCAGGAGAGGAGACAAAGGAGGUGAUCCUGGACGGAUCCAUCACGGAGUAUAAGCUGACAGGGCUGUUGUCGAUGUCACGCUAUAUUGUUCUGGUACAAGGCGAGAGAGAUGGACACUACACGUCUGUUGUCACGACUGAAUUCAUCACAGGCAAACUGCGUUUCCCUUUCCCUACUGAGUGCUCUCAGGAGCUGCUCAACGGAGCUCUGGAGUCAGGUGAGGUGGAUAUCUACCCGCAAGGUAAAGAGGGACGAGCGGUCAGAGUCUAUUGUGACAUGGAGACGGACGGAGGUGGCUGGACGGUGUUCCAGAGGAGGAUGAAUGGAAAGACGGAUUUCUACAGAACCUGGAGUGAAUACAGUGCUGGCUUUGGAAACCUCAGCGAAGAGUUCUGGCUCGGAAAUGAGCUUCUUCACAACCUGACCAGUGUCGGCCCUGUAAGUCUGAGAGUGGAUAUGCGAUCUGGAAAUGACACCGCUUACGCUCACUAUGCUAACUUCUCCAUUGAUUCAGUGGAGAGGCACUUUACUCUUACAGUGUCUGGCUACACUGGAACUGCAGGUGACUCUAUGAGGUACCAUAAUGGGCGUCCAUUCUCAGCCCGCGACAAGGACCCUGAUCCUCUGGGGAUCCACUGUGCCAGGGCUUACAUGGGAGGCUGGUGGUACAAGAACUGCUACAAGACCAACCUCAAUGGUCUUUUUGGCAUCAACAGUAAUAAUCAGGGAAUAGUCUGGAUAGACUGGAAGGGUAAAGAUGCCUCCAUUCCCUUCACUGAGAUGAAGUUCAGGCCGUCCAGGUUCUCUCCUGCAACUCAUGGCUAAAUAUACAUCAGUCUUCAUGGGUUCUCCAGUCUGAAAACCUUGCAUCUGACAGAGAACCACAGCUCCAGAAUCCAGAAGAAAAGUGGAUCUCACAGUUGCUGCAUGUCACUUUCCAACUCAAAUUGCAUGUACAGUGGUGUUGAUAGCUGUAACAACAGCGUGCAAGAUUUUUUCUGAUGUUUUUUUCUUCUCUCUGGAAAUAAACCAAAAGAGUGGAGAAAUCUUUAUUGCAACUUUUUGUAUACUGUUCUGCUGUUCUGCCCGACCCGUCCAUUUCAACACAGUUUUGUUUUGACUCGUCUUGUGCACCACCACGGUAUGCCACCCCACUACUACUGUAAUUAAAAAUGCACUGUCUCACUCCAUUGGAAUAAA
This is a messenger RNA of Chelmon rostratus (copperband butterflyfish), 4533 nucleotides long. It is a transcript of the gene tnxba, whose product is annotated as tenascin XBa. Gene Ontology annotation, molecular function: protein binding. The coding region runs from base 247 to 4158 and encodes 1303 amino acids. Lineage: Eukaryota; Metazoa; Chordata; Actinopteri; Chaetodontiformes; Chaetodontidae. The transcript has 15 exons. The record is from RefSeq and is a predicted model, not a curated record.